Salvia miltiorrhiza (redroot sage) is the source of this 1823-nucleotide messenger RNA. RefSeq names its product phenylalanine N-monooxygenase-like. The coding region runs from base 25 to 1638 and encodes 537 amino acids. Gene Ontology annotation, molecular function: monooxygenase activity; oxidoreductase activity, acting on paired donors, with incorporation or reduction of molecular oxygen; heme binding. The transcript has 2 exons. NCBI's taxonomy places the organism in Eukaryota, Viridiplantae, Streptophyta, Magnoliopsida, Lamiales, Lamiaceae. The record is from RefSeq and is a predicted model, not a curated record.
CCUAGCUAUAUCAAACAUUAACUCAUGAAGCUGCAACACAACAUCCAAACUAUUUCAACAACCAUGAAUAUUGAAACAAGCCUCCCAUCGUUGCUUGCAAUAAUAUCCUUAGUUUCCCUAAUCAUCUUGAAACUCAUAUAUUCCAUGAAGAAAAGAUCGAGGGCCCCACCGCUGCCGCCGGGGCCGGCCGCCUAUCCGUUGGUGGGCAGCCUGCCGGAAAUGCUGUUGAAGAAGCCGGCAUACCGAUGGAUACACAAUCUCAUGCAAAAACUCGACACGGAGAUCGCCUGCAUCCGCCUCGGCAGCGUCCACAUCAUCGCCGUCACUUCUCCGCAGCUCGCUAGAGAGUUCUUGAAGAAGCACGACGCGGUAUUCGCCUCCCGGCCCGACGCCAUCUCAGCCCGCCUCACCAGCGAUGGAUACUUGACGCUGGUCUUCUCCCCCGCUGGCGAGCAGUGGAAGAAAAUGAGGAGGAUUAUGGUGUCGGAGGUGCUGACGAUGGGUGUGUUUGGACGGCUCCAGGCGAAGAGGAGCGAGGAAGCCGAUCACCUGGUGCGAUAUUUAUACAACCACUGCGGUGGGGUGGUGAACGUGAGAGAUGCAGCGCGGCAUUACUGCGCCAAUUUGAUCAGGAAAAUGGUGUUUGGGGAGAGGUUUUUCGGGCCGGGAAUGGAGGACGGGGGCCCGGGAACUGAAGAGAGAGAACACGUGGAUGGAUUGUUCGUGAUUCUUUCGUAUCUCUAUGGAUUCGCCCUAGCUGAUUUUGUACCGUGGUUGGAGGUUUUCGAUUUCGAUGGACAUAAGAGGAUUGUAAAGAAUGCGAUUAAGGAUGUAAGAAAAUACCAAGAUCCGGUGAUCGAUAAGAGAAUGGAGAUGUGGCAGCUAGGGCUCAAGACGCAAGAAGAUGAUAUUCUUGAUCUUUUGAUUAACCUCAAGAACGAUUCAGACCAAACUAAGCCCCUCUUGUCAGUUCGAGAGAUUAAAGCACAAAUUCUUGAAAUAAUGAUUGAGACGGUUGAUAAUCCAUCAAAUGCAGUUGAGUGGUCUUUGGCGGAGAUGAUCAAUCAACCAGAUAUUCUCGCAAAAGCAUGUGAAGAAUUGGACCGAGUUGUAGGUAAGAAUAGGGUCGUUGAGGAAUCAGAUUUGCCAAACCUAAAUUAUGUGAAGGCUUGUCUGAAAGAGUCAUUUAGGUUACAUCCUCUAGCACCUUUUAAUCUCCCUCACGUUUCAAGUAUGGAUGUUGUGGUGGGUGGCUACUUUAUCCCAAAAGGGAGCCAUGUGUUGCUCAGUCGUCGCGGCCUAGGGCGAAAUCCUAAGAUUUGGGAUGAGCCUUUACGGUUCAAGCCCGAGCGUUACAUUGUUGACGAGUCCUCAGAAGUUGUGCUUGUGGAUCAUGAAUUGCGCAUGUUGUCAUUCAGUACUGGGAGACGAGGAUGUCCCGGAACUGUUCUUGGUUCUACCAUAAGCACUAUGCUUUUGGCUAGACUUAUUCAGAGUUUUAGCUGGAGGCCACCCCUUGGUAAGAAUAGCAUUGACUUGACUGAGUCGGAGCAUGACUUGACAUUGGCUAAGCCUUUGAGUGCUCGUGCAACAGCUCGGUUGGACUUACAUAUUUAUCUUCAACUCAUGUCAAAUUAAUAAAUUACUGCCCCUCUUUUGAGAAGGUUUAUUUGACCAUAGAAAAAGGUUAUUUCGAGCUUGUUAGGGCUCUUGAAGAUUUGUUUGACUGCUUUGGAAUUAGUGAGUUUCAAUUCAUUUCUCUUGUUUGAAUUAAAACAUCAUGCGGUCGGGUUUUUAAAUGAUAUUUGUAUUUACAUUAUUUA